AAUGAAUAUUGAAAUGUUGAAUAAUAUUCAAUUUGGAAUCCUUAACAGAGCUCCUAUUCAUACGCUAUACGAUGUUAUUGAACAAAUUUAUGAUCCUUUAAUGAAAAUGAAAAGAGCUUCUAGGAAAUUUUACUCAUUUAAGAGUGAAAAUUUAUCACAUUCCGAUCAUUCUGAACAAGAUAACGAAUAUGACGACUUACCUUUACUUGUCUCGAGAUUUCUUGAUACUAUUUCGAGGACAGUUAGUCAACUAGAGUCGGAAGUUCUUUUCAAAAUUCCUCAAAAUCUUUUCCUAUCCGAAAAUCUUGAAGAGAAUCUUGAAAAUCGCGAACUUUUGAAAAAAAUUGUUGAUUUAGGUAGACAAUGGAAAAUGUUGUUACAAAAGGCUCUUGACGAUAUGCCAAAAACCGCUAGUAAUCCAUCCCCUAUGGCUGAAAUUGAAUACUGGCGAGAAAGAUAUUCCGCUUUAAACAAUCUUCAUGAACAAUUAAACGUUCAAGACGUUAAAAAUAUAUUAACUAUUCUCAACUAUAAAGAUAAAACUAUUGGCACUAUAAAGGAGGAAUUAUCGAAAUUUUAUACGGAAGCUAAGGACAAUGUCCGCUUUUUGUCUACUCUAGAUAGGCAUUUUAAGAAUUUAGCCCAUUCAAAUUUCUACAUUAUUUCCUAUACGAUACCUUCGAUGUUGAACACUUUGAGAAUGAUAUGGAUUAUUUCUAGACAUUAUAAUCAAGAAAAGAGAAUGAUACCUCUCCUCGAGAAAAUAGCAUGGCAAUUGAUAGAAAGGGUUGAAAUAUCUAUUAACUAUAAAACCCUUUUCAACGAACCAGUUGAAACUAUUCUCAAUAAGACAAGUCAAGCAAGAGAUAUCUUUACUACAUGGAAAGAAUCGUAUUUUGAAGUUAGAGCGUUAAUUGAAGAGUCGAAUAGAGAAUCAAGAUGGGAAUUUGACAGAAAAAAGUUGUUCGAGAAGACAGACUAUAUGUCGAGAAUUUGCCAAGAUUUAUUCGAUUUCGCCCAAACUAUUCAAGAGUUUAAUAAUAUAUUUGGACCAGAGCUUAAAGCUCUUACAGGAAAUACUAAAGGAAUAGAUAAUGGUUUAAAUAAGGUUAAAAGGCUAAUUCAACCAUUACAAGAGUUGGAUUUUAAUUUCUUUGAUUCGAAAUAUAAGAAUAAAUGGAAACAGCUAAAAAAUUGGUUCCAUUUUGAGGUUGAUGCUAUUGAAAUUGAUACCAAAAGUUUGGUUGAUUAUUCAUUUAAAAAUUUGAGAUCAGCCGAAGCUGCUUUUGAUCUUUUAAUAAAAUUUGAAUGUAUUAGAUCAAGAAGAAGUAUAAAUGAAAAAAUGAAAGAGAAAAUGACUGACAUAAUUAUUCAAUAUGGUAAAGAGAUUGAUGAAAUUGAAAAGAUAUUCCAUAGGAAGAAAAAUACACCUCCAAAGAUUAAGGAUAUGACUAAUACAUCUGGAAUUAUAUUUUGGGAAAGAUUACUCUUUCGUAAGAUAAAGAGAACUAUGUUAAAGUUUUUAUCAAUGGAUAAUUUAUCAAAUUCGGAUUUAUUAAAAUUAAUGAAACAAAAGUAUCUAACAGUUGCAAAGCAAUUAAAAUCUUUUGAAGAUGAGAUUUAUGAACAAUGGAAAGAUAACUCUGAAAAUAUUAUAAUAAACUUAAUGCGACAGAGUAUCUUAUCUUCUCCAAAGCAUACCAUUUAUAUACAAGAUGAUGAUAUCAAAGCUACUUUUGAAGUUAAUUUUAACGUUGAAUUUGACCCUGCCCUGAAGGAGUUAAUUGUUGAAAUUAAACAAUUAGAAUUAAUGGGUUUUAAAAUACCAGAAUUACUUAGAAGUUUAGCUCUACAGGAAACUCAUUAUCUUAAGAAAGUAGAUGCCAUGAAAUCUGUAAUAGAUCGUCUAAAAGAGAUAACAGAUCGAUUAGACGAUGAUGAAAAACUUUUAUUAGCGAACCAUAUCAAUCAAUUAAGAAACGUAUUUAAACCAGGUUUGAAACGACUUAAUUGGUGUUCAUUGGGAGUUGAGGAGUUUAUUUUAUCUUGCAGAAAGGCAAUUGAACAAUUCGAAUCAAUAGGUCAGCAAGUUCUAAAAAUUGUUGACAAUAUUUCGACAAAAGUAAACAUUCUUGAAACUGUUAAACUCUGUCCUAAUUUAUAUUUUGGUGAUCCUAAUGAUCUUACUAGUAGAAAUUAUUUCUUAUUUGUAAAGAAACAAUUAGACGAUCAAUACGAAAUUCUUAAUAGAAAAUAUUUGUCUAUUAGUCAACAAUUAAUCAAAUUAGAAAGCGUCAUCUUUCGAACUAAUACGGGACGUCGACCGGAAAUGAAAGAAUAUUAUAGAAUAUUGGAAAGAAAGCUUUAUAGAGCAGUUAGGAACAAUAUUUGUCAAAAUUUAAAACGAUUAAUCAUCGCUUUAAAAGAGCCAAAGUUUAGUUUAAGAGCAAUAUUAACUGGAUCUGAUGUGGUUUUAAGUCCAACCGCGGCCGAACUUUAUAAAGAGGUUAGACAGUUCGUUAUAUCAAUUUUGGAUGAUAAUGAUUUAAAAUGUAGGUGGCAGCACGGAAGUUGCUUGGAAUGCCCACCCCAAAAGCUUGAAAAUGUUGAAGAGGAGUUCAUAUUCAGCUAUUAUGACGAUAUAAUUAAUGAUAAUAACAUUAAUGAAUUAGCAAAUCUUAUACACUGCGUUAUUCGCAAUUAUCUUAUAGACAUUCAAGAGUAUAUCCGUAGGUGGCGCAAAUGGCGUACACUUUGGAGAACUGAUAAAGAAACAGUAUUUGAGCUUUGGAUAUCAAAAUGUCCACGAUUUGUUCAAUUUGAUGAAAAAUUAUUAUCCUAUCAAUCAAUGAUAAACGACUUAUGUAUUUUACCAAAACAAAGAGAUAUUGGCUGUAUUCGAUUAUUGAUAACUCCGUUAACAAACUCUGUUAUUCACCACUGUCGACUAUGGUUAAAGUUAUAUAGUAAUGCCCUCUAUCAACAAGCUAAAGAUGAAAUGAAAAAUAUCUAUGAAAUGAUAUGUAUUAAAUAUAUACAUCUAGAAGAAAAACCUAUAAGCACAGAAAAAGUUAUGUUUAUCUUAAAUAUAAUCUCUAAUAUCCAAUCAUCAUUCUCCGAUCAAUUAGCAAUCAUCAAGAUAACGCAAGAAAAAUAUAGAAUGCUAAAAUCUUAUCAAUUAAUUCAAUUGACGCCGUUAGAAGAUUAUCUAAUCAAUCAAUUAGACAAGAGUUGGGAAGAAUUAUUAGAACAUUCAAAAGGGAUAAAUAGAAAAAUGAUUACUGUUAAAUAUAAAUUUCGUAAAAUAACGAGAGAAAGAACGAGAAAAUUCUUGGUAGAAGUUCAUAGCUUUACAAUAAAAUUCGAUAGAAAAGGACCAAAUUCUAUUCAAUACAAUCUAGACGAAGGCCUUAAUCUAUUGAAUAUUUAUAAGAAGGAAUUUGAUGAUUUAGAAAAGAGAAAAUUAGAAAUUGUAAAGGAAGAGAAAUUAUUUGAUUUAAAAAUAUCAAAUUUUCAAAUUUUAAUAAAUUUAGAGAAAAAAAUUGGAAAUUUAUUAAAAAUAUUUCAUUUAUAUAUUGAAUUAAAAAGACUCGACGAAAUUUGGUCAAAAAUUCUAUGGAUUGAUUUAAAUUUACAAUCAUUUUCGGACAAUUUAUUCAAUAUUAUAAAAAAGUUUAAACAAUUAUCAGAAAAUAUUAAACAAUUAAAUCCUAGUAGAAAAUUAUUAAAGUUAUUAGAUGAUUAUAAAGAAUUAAUACCAUUAUUUAAAGAAUUAAAGAAUGAAACUAUAAGAGAAAGGCAUUGGUUAAUUUUAAUGGAGAAAACUGGUGAAAAUUUUAACAUUUCACCAGAUUGUUUCUGUUUAAAAAAUAUCUUUGAUAUGAAUAUUCAUAAUAUCAAAAGUGAAAUAUACGAUUUAGUAAAUGGGGCAAUUAGAGAACAAAAUAUUGAAAAAAGUAUUAAAUCUAUUGAAGAAUUAUUAAAUAAUUUAAAAUUAAAUAUUAUCGAAUAUAAAAGAUCGAAAAAAGGAGAUAAAUAUUAUAUAUUUAAUUCAAUUGAAGAUACUAUCAAUCUUUUAGAAGAACAAUCGAUAAAUCUUCAAAGUAUAUCAUCUUCGAAAUUCGUUAGACCUUUUCUACGAAGUAUAAACGAAUUAGAGAAAGUUCUUAUGCAAAUUUCCGAAGUUCUCGAUAUUUGGCUGGUUGUUCAAAAAAAAUGGCUUCAUCUUGAAGCUAUAUUCUGUACGAAAGAUAUUCGCCGACAAAUACCCAAUGAAGCUUCAAAAUUUGAUAAACAUUCCAAUAUUUUCCACGAAAUAAUGAAAACUACUAGAAAAGAUUCAAAUGCUAAGAAUUCUUGCUUAUUACCUGGUAGAAUGGAUAUCCUCGUUAAUUUAGAUAAGGCUUUUGAUACUUGCCAAAGAUAUUUAAAUGAUUAUUUAGAUAUUAAGAGGCAAACUUUUCCAAGAUUUUAUUUCUUAUCCGAUAAUGAAUUAUUAUCUAUUUUGGGUGGAGUUCAACCAAAUUCAAUUUUGGAACAUGUUUCAAAAGUUUUUGAUAAUGUCUCCUCUUUAUCUUUUGAUCAAAGUUUUGUAAAGUCUAUGCUAUCCGGCGAUGAAGAAGAGUUGAUAUUAAACAAUUCAAUUAGUAGUCAGAGACCUAUAGAAGAUUGGAUGAAUGAUUUGAUUGAGGAAAUGAAGACUACAAACCAUAAAUUAAUAAAAUUAGCUAUAUUUAAUUAUUGCUGUAGUAAGGUAAGAAUUGAUUGGAUAAACGAAUACCAAGGUGCUAUAUGUUUAGCCGCAUCUCAAGUAUGGAGAACUUGGGAAAUCGAAGAUACUUUUACUAAAUUACAAUCAAAUAAAAAUGCUAUGAAAUCUUAUCUAAAUAAAUUAGAGACUGAAAUUAAUGAUCUAGUUCAAAGAAUUCUUGAAUCCAUACCGGAAAAUAACAGAAAAAAGCUAAAUUGUCUUAUUAUCGUUGAUAUUCAUUCAAGGGAUAUAGUAAAUUCUUUGAUAAGGGAUAAUAUAGUGAGUGGAGAUGAAUUUGAAUGGGAAAGUCAAUUAAGAUUCUAUUGGGAUAAGAAUACGGAUAAUUUAAUAGUUAAUCAGUGUACUGGAUCAUUUCAAUACGGUUAUGAAUAUUUUGGAUUGGCAGGCCGUUUAGUUAUUACUCCUCUAACCGAUCGAAUCUAUCUAACCUUUACUCAGGCUUUAUCAAUGCACCUAGGAGGAGCUCCAUUCGGUCCAGCUGGUACUGGUAAGACUGAAACUGUUAAAGAUUUAGCUAGAGCACUAGGUCUAUUAUGUAUAGUGACUAACUGUAGUGAAGGUUUAGAUUUUAAAUCAAUAGGAAAACUCUUAUCAGGGUUAUGUCAAUGCGGAUGUUGGGGUUGUUUUGAUGAAUUUAAUAGAAUUAAUAUCUCAGUACUAUCUGUCAUUUCAACUCAAUUAACUGUAAUUAGGCAAGCAUCAAUUAUGAAUUUAAAGCAGUUUUUUUUUGAAGGUUAUGAGAUUAUGCUUAGAAAGAACAUGGGAAUUUUCGUAACAAUGAAUCCAUGUUAUAGUGGUAGGACAGAAUUGCCAGAAUCUUUGAAAGCACUUUUCCGUCCCGUUGUUGUUAUGCAACCUGAUAUUCAGCAAAUCUGUCAAAUUCUAUUGUUUUCACAAGGAUUUCAUAAAGCCAAACAAUUGGCUUGGAAAUUAGUUGUUCUUUAUGAUAUGUCACGUGAACAGCUAUCCAAACAGCAUCAUUACGACUUUGGAUUAAGAUCUAUUAAAGUUGCACUUUUAAGUGCUGGAAAAUUAAAGAGAAAAUAUCAGAAUAGACUAACAGAAGAAUUAGUAUUAAUGAAAUCUCUUCGUGAUAUAAACUUACCAAAAUUAAUUAAUCAAGAUAUUGAAUUGUUCAAUGGUCUAUUAUCAGAUUUAUUUCCCGGUUUGGAAAGUCCAUCAUUCAAAGAUGACCAACUUGAUAAAGCAAUUACUGAAUCAUUAAUUGAACAAAAUCUUCAAAUAGUUGCAAAUCAAAUUGAUAAAAUUAAACAAUUUCAUCAAAUGAUUUCUAUUAGACAUUCAACAAUGAUCGUUGGACCAACCAACGGUGGAAAAUCAGUUAUAAUUAAAACUUUAUCAAGAGCCUAUUCAAAAUUAGGAUUAAGGACCAAAUUGAGUACGAUUAAUCCAAAAGAUAGACCUGUUAUAGAACUGUAUGGAAUUUUAGAUCCUAGCAGUCGCCAGUGGACUGACGGUCUUUUAUCAACGUUAUUUAGGGAAGCUAAUAAACCUUGUACAGAUGUUAAUAGAAAUUGGAUAAUAUUCGAUGGUGAUGUUGAUGCCAUUUGGAUAGAAAAUAUGAAUUCCGUUAUGGAUGAUAAUAGAUUAUUGACUUUAGCCAAUGGAGAAAGAAUUAAAUUAGUAGAAGAGUGCAGUCUAAUAUUUGAAGUUGGUGACUUGCAAUACGCUUCUCCUGCAACUGUAUCACGGUGUGGAAUGGUUUUUGUAGAGCCUGAUCAAUUAGGGUAUAAACCUUACUGGCAGAGUUGGCUAGAUAAAAGACCCGUUGAUGAGCAAAAGGAAAUUCUAAAACAUUUAUAUAAUAAAUAUAUAGAUCCCCUUAUUUCGUACAUUUUCGAUGUAAAGCGAGAUGAAAGGAUGGGUGAUAGGCCUAAUACAAUAGUCAAAACAGACAACGUAAAUAUGAUGGAUCAACUAUGUUACCUUCUCUCAUCACUUUUAAAAGUUAAAGAAAAAAAUGAGAUGGUUAUAGAAGCCAUCUUUUUACAAGCUAUUUAUUGGUCAUUCGGUGCCACCGUUAUGAAAGACGAUCAAGUAAAAUUUGACUAUUACGUUAAACAUUUAACACAUCUACCCCCAAAUGACAAUCCCAUUGAAGUAAUCCCUGGUUACAUACCAAAAGCUGAAAAGACUCUAUACGAUUAUUAUUUCGAUUAUAGUAGUCGAUUAUGGAUUCCGUGGAUUAAUAAAGUUAAAAAAUUUUCAUGGUUACCUGGUAAAAAAUUCAAAGAAAUAUUAGUGCCAACGAUUGAUACAGAAAGAGCAGAUUGGCUUUUAAAUAUUCAUUUAAGAACUAAUCGCCGUUUAUUAUUUGUUGGAGAAACUGGUAGUUGUAAAACAGCAACAAUUUCAGAUUUUCUGAGAUCGCUUGACAAUGAACGAUACACGCCUUUGACUAUGAACUUUUCCAGUAGUACAACAUCAUACGAAAUUCAAAAAAAUUUAGAAGCAAAUACAGAGAAAAGAACUAAAAAUACAUUAGGACCAACUUUAGGCAAAAGUUUAGUAGUAUUUAUUGAUGAUAUGAAUAUACCUCUUGUAGAUAAUUACGGUACUCAAGAACCUAUUGCCUUCUUGAGGUUAUUGUUCGACGAAGAGGGCUAUUAUGGAAGAGGUAAUGACUCUCACUGGAUACACCUUAAAGAUAUCGACUUUAUAGCCGCUAUGGGAAAAAGUGGUGGAGGAAGAAAUGAAAUAAAUUCAAGAUUUUUAUCAAGAUUCUCAGUGAUAAAUAUGACUUUACCAUCCGAUUCGUCUCUCUUUCAUAUUUAUUCAUCAAUUUUGAAUGGUCAUCUUGAAGGAUUUUCAAAAGAUAUUCAAAAUUCUUCCUCUAAAAUUACAACCAUGUCAAUUAAUUUAUAUAAGAAUAUUCUUGCGUCAUUACUACCAACACCAACAAAAUUUCAUUAUAUCUUUAGCCUAAGAGAUAUUAGUAGAUUAUAUAGUGGAAUAUUAUCAUCUUCAGCAAACUAUUUUAAAACUUUGCCUCAGUUUCUGCGUCUUUGGAGAAACGAAUGUAAAAGAACAUUUAACGAUCGACUAAUAACUACAGAAGACAUUGAAUAUGUUAAUAAUUGUAUUGAAGCUUCAUUAGAUGAAAAUUUUUCGAAUGAUCUUCAAGAUGUUCUCUCCGAUCCAAUUCUGUUUGGUUAUUACGCAAAUAAUAAAUUCUAUCAAGAUUCUGGCAAUUACGGCAAUGUCUUAGAUAUUUUAAACGAUAUUCUUAUUGAUUUUUACCAGUUAAACGAUGAAAAAUUUGUACUAUUUGAUUACGCUAUCGAACAUCUAACAAGAUUACAUAGAAUUCUUAGUUUAGACGAAGGAAAUGCACUAUUAAUUGGUUUUGAAGGUUCCGGUAGAAGGACUAUAGCGAAAAUUGCUUGUUAUAUUAGCCAUUGCGAUUUAUUCGAAAUAAGCUUAAAGAGAGGUUAUAACGAGGCGAAUUUUCGUGAAGAUUUAAAAGUGUUGUAUAAAAGAUUAGGUUUGGAGAAUAAAAAGAUAGCGCUCUUCCUAACUGAUAACCACAUUUUGGAGGAGGGUUUUCUAGAAAUCAUAAAUUGUAUAUUAUCAACUGGAAAUCUACAAAUUCUAUUUGAAGAGGAUGAAAAAGAUGCUAUUAUUAAUCAAAUAAGGGAUGAAGCCAUAUCAGCUGGAUGGCCUUCGAAUUAUGAACUAAUUUGGACAUAUUUUAGUAGGAAAUCAGCUAGUAAUCUUCAUACAAUUUUAUGUAUGUCACCAGCUGGAGAUUCUCUCCGAAAUAGAUGUAGAAAUUUUCCUGCCUUAAUUAACAAUAUGUCAAUGGAUUGGUAUCUCAAUUGGCCGAAGGAAGCUCUAGUAUCCAUUGCAAAGUCGUAUGUGGAUUUAUCUGAUGAUCAUGUAGCGAAAUUAUUAAAAGAUUCAAUCAAUGAUAUUCAAAAAAAGACUAUAAAUCACAUGGUAAUCGUUCAUGAAUCGUCUUUAAAUAUAUGUAAAGAAUACUUUAACAAAUUUAAAAAAAUCAAUUUCGUUACACAAAAACAUUAUCUAGACUUUAUAAAAACCUUUACUAAUCUUCUGCAAGAGAAGUGUUUAUUAAAUUUUAAACAAUCUAAGAGGUUAUCCGAUGGAAUGAUGAAAUUAGUUGAAGCUAGCAAUCAAAUAAAGGGUAUGAACAAACAAUUAGAAUGGCAAAAGAGUACAUUGAGAAAGAAAACGAAAAAGUGCGAUUCUUUAUUGUCGAAACUAUCGGAAAAGAGUACCGUAGUUGAAGAUAAAAAAAAAUUAACAAGUAUAAAAGCCAAUGAACUUGAUGUGCAAAGUUCAAAACUAGAAGUAGAGAAAAAAGAAGCUGAAUUAGCUUUAGCUUCGGCUCUUCCAGCUUUAGAAGAAGCAAGAUUAGCUCUAAGUAAUUUGCGAAAAGAUGAUGUAAGAGAGAUAAGAUCAUUUGCCAAACCAGUCUAUAUUAUUCAGAGAGUUUGUGAAAGUAUUGUUGUUUUGAAUGGGAUCAAAGAGGUUUCUUGGAGAUCGGCAAAAACUAUGAUGUCUGAAGCUAAUUUUCUUAAGAAUCUUAAAGAUAUAAAUGUAGAUAAUAUAACAAAUAAACAAUUACAUAACGUCAAAUUGAUACUCAAAGAUCCUGAAAUGAAUUUGGAAAAUAUGAAAGAAAAAUCAAGAGCUGGUUAUGGCCUUUUGCAGUUUGUUCUAGCUGUAGUAGAUUAUUGCGAAGUUUACAGAGAAAUUAGACCAAAGAGGGAUAGAGUUGAAAAGUUGGAAAAAAACUUUAAAAAUAUGAAAAAAGAUUUAGACAGAUUAAAUUUAGAUUUGAAUUUUCUUGAACAAGAAAAUGAGAAAUUAAAGAAAAUGUUUGAAGAUGCUAAUCUUGAAAAGAUGAAAUUACAAAAAGAAGCAGCAAUUAUGGAAAGAAGAUUAAAGGCUGCUAAAAAAUUAUUCCAAGGUUUAGGAUCAGAAAAUGAACGUUGGACUAUCGAAUAUAAUCAUUUACAAGAUCAAAGAGAUAAAUUAAUUGGCGAUUGUCUAUUGUCGGCAGCUUUCCUUUCGUAUUCUUCACCGUUUAAUCCUGAAUUUAGGCAAAAGUUAAUGAAGGAUAUAUGGAUAAAUGAUCUAACUAAAAAUGGGAUACUGUAUAGUAAAGACUUUACUGUUCAAAAUUUUUUAACUAACGAUGUUGAAGUUAGUCAUUGGAUUUCUGAAGGACUACCAUCCGAUGAGCUAUCAAUAGAAAAUGGUAUAUUAGCUACAAAAUCAUCGAAAUUUUCAUUAUGUAUUGAUCCACAACAACAAGCCUAUCAUUGGAUAAUAAAAAGAGAAAAGAAGAAUAAUUUAAAGAUAUGCUCGUCGAACGAUACAGAUUUUCUAAAACAAUUAGAAUUAGCUUUAAAAUACGGUUAUCCAUUCCUUGUGAAAAACUUAGACGAAAACAUUGAUCCAAUCAUUAAUAAUCUCUUAGAAAACGGCAGAAAUAAUGAUUUUAAUAGGAAAUUAUUGUUAUUCGGUGAUAAAGAAAUCGAAAUGGAUCCAAAUUUUAGACUAUAUUUAAAUACCAAUCUAUCAAAUCCUAAAUUUAGACCAUGCUUCUAUUCAAACGCAGUUGUUAUUAAUUAUACCGUAACUACAAAAGGAUUAGAAGAUCAAUUAUUAAGUGUUAUUGUACAAUUUGAAAAAAAUGAAUUAGAAGAUCAAAAGAAGAGAUUAAUUAGAGAAACAAGUGAAAAUAAAAGAUAUUUAAAAGAUUUUGAAAAUUCUUUAUUAAGAGAAUUAUCAAACUCAACUGGUAAUAUGUUAGAUAAUAGCGAACUGUUAUCAACAUUAGAAAACACUAAGCUAAAGGCAAAUGAAAUAUCUGACAAAUUAAAGUUAGCUAGUAAAAAUACUAUUGAAAUUGAUCAACUUAGAGACGCUUAUCGUCCAGCCGCUAAACGCGGUGCUAUUCUUUUCUUUAUCUUGGAUGAAUUAUCACUUGUUAAUCCUAUGUAUCAGUAUUCUCUUAAUUUCUAUCUAGAAGUAUUUGAUUAUUCACUUAGAAAGAGUAUGCCUGAUAUGAAUCUAAAAAAGAGAAUUGAAAAUAUUAAAGAAACUUUAACUUAUAACGUCUAUUUAGACGCUUGUAUAGGAAUAUUUGAAAAGCAUAAAAUAUUGUUCUCUUUUCAAAUUGCUGCUAAAUUAGAAGCUGAUGCUGGCAGAGUAACUGAUGAUGAAAUUGAAUUCUUUAUUAGAGGUAAUACAGAAUUUGAAAAGACAAAUGACGAAGAGAACAAUCCUCCUUUUAAGUGGGUUCCGUAUCAAUGUUGGAAAGAUUGCUGUUAUCUUUCAAAAAAAUUCCCUAAUCUUUUUGAAACUUUAUUGGAAAAUAUUACAGAUAAUGAAAUAACAUGGAACAAGUGGUACAAAAGUAAGAUGACUGAAAAGUUGAAAUUUCCAACGCCAUUUGACAAAGGAUUAUCUCUAUUUCAACAACUUUUAUUGUUAAGAUGCUUUCGCGUUGAUAGAGUUUACGCCGCUGUAACGAAUUAUGUUGUUAAGAUAAUGGGCGAAAAAUUUGUUACAUCACCGAUCGUAAAUUUAGAGAAUAUUUUGGAAAGAUCAAACCCAAAUUCUCCAGUAGUAUUUAUUCUUAAUCCAGGAGCAACGCCAAUAUCUAAAUUAGAACAAUUAGCCGAAUCAAUUAAAUAUAUUGGUAAAAAUCGAUUAAAGGCACUCUCUUUGGGCCAAGGGCAGGAAUGUACCGCUCUUUCUCUUUUAGAAAUUGCUAUUUCUAGGGGACAGUGGCUGUUACUUCAGAAUUGUCAUCUUUUGCUUGGCUGCUUAGACGAACUGGAAAAGUAUUUACAGAAAGUUACAAACCCCCAUCCUCACUUUAGAUUAUGGCUUACAACAGCUCCAGUGAAUAACUUUCCACUUAGCAUCCUGCGUCGGUCUCUUAAAGUUGUAACUGAAGCACCUUAUGGCUUAAAAUUGAAUUUACGUCAUACUUAUUCAAGAAUAACAACAAAUUUAACAACGUCAUGCUCCAAUUCAGCAUUUCAUCCUUUAUUGUUUGUUCUAGCAUUUUUUCACGGUGUUGUACAAGAAAGAAGGAAAUAUGGAAAAAUUGGCUGGAAUGUUCCAUACGAAUUCAAUGAAUCUGACUUUUUAGUUGCAUCAAAUAUCUUAUCAAUAUACUUGAAUAAAUUAUUGAAACAUCCUAGAUUAGAAAUACCAUGGAAUAGUUUAAAGUUUUUAAUUGGGCAAAUAACGUAUGGUGGAAGGGUGACAGACUCGUAUGAUAGAAGAAUAAUAGCAACUUAUAUGGAUGAAUAUAUGGGAGAUUUUAUCUUUGAGAAAAUACAAUCAUUCUAUUUCUAUAAGGAUUCUUCUAUUUGUUACAAAAUACCAGAACCAUCCAAAGGUCAAAGAGCUCAUAAACAAAUGUAUGUUGAUUAUAUAGAAUCUCUACCUUUGACUAAUAGCCCGGAAGUGUAUGGUCUGAGUUUGAUGGCUGAAAUUGGUUAUUAUACUGACGCAACUAGAGACUUGUGGAGGAAUUUGGCCGAAUUACGGCCCACCAUAGAUAAUAAAGAGUAUGAUUUAUCAGUAGAAGAUCGUCUAGAGCGGAUAGUUGAUGAAAUACUCAAUCAAUUACCCAAUUUAUUCGGUACAUUGAAAUUAAAAGGAAAUUUGGACAAAACUUUAAAGCCUAUAGCUGUAGUUUUAUUCCAAGAGUUAGAAAGAUUUAAUUUACUUAGAGAAAAGAUAUUUAGGACUUUAAGUGAACUUAAAAGAGCAAUAAAAGGUGAAGAUGGAAUGAAUGAAGAGCUAGACGAAGUUAGUAGCUCAUUGAUCAACGAUCAAAUACCAAAUUCUUGGAAACGCCUUGCUCCAGAAACAAGAAAGUCGCUAGCGGAUUGGAUAAUUCAUUUAAAGUUGCGCUCUGUGCAAUAUCUAAAAUGGGUUGAGGAGGAAAUUCAAGCUAUCUGGCUGUCUGGUCUACACUCGCCAAAGUCUUAUCUCUUAUCUCUUAUACAAUCGUGCAGUCGGUAUAAUGGAUGGUCUUUAGAUAAAUCGACGUUCUACACAAUUGUUACGGAUUUUAAAUCGACUGAAAGAUUAGAAGAGCAUUUAAGAGUUGAAAGGUCGAGCGAAAUAUGGGGAUCUAAAAGUGCCUUCUGCGGUGGAUAUGUGACCGGUCUAUAUCUUGUUGGGGCCGGUUGGGAUAUCGAAAGAAAUACACUAAAAAGGAUCGAUCCAAGAGAAUUUUUUACCCCUUUGCCAAUACUCAAGAUCGUACCUAUAGAAAUUCAUAGGCUUAAACUACAAAAUACAAUUAAAACACCUGUCUACGUAACAUCCUAUAGAAGCAAUAGAUUAGGAGAUGGUCUAGUAUUCGAAGCCGAUUUACAUACGACUGAACACCCUAGUCACGCAAUACUUAAAGGACUGUAUUUAACAUUAAAUAAGGAAUAG
Messenger RNA from Dimorphilus gyrociliatus, 13234 nucleotides. The record is from the annotation of a GenBank genome assembly. Lineage: Eukaryota; Metazoa; Annelida; Polychaeta; Dinophilidae.